UUUGUCACCAACCCGAUGAGGCUUCUUGAUGAAACGAACGUCAUCAGGCGACGGAUCAGAAGGCUUACGGGGGUUGGAGGGGGUUUCGAGGAAAUAGGAGCGUGCAUUAGGGUUUUCACUUUUGUCUUGAUAGCAAAAAACACUUUUGUAGUUGUAAAAGUAUGGUCGAACAGGCAUGAGGGAAUUAAAUGGGCCGACCCGUAUAGGCUGUAUAGAAGAGAGUUAAACUUUGAGCCCACUUGUUCCCAAACAGUGAAUUUCGAUGAGAUAGCCUUCCCCAACCUCAAACAACAUCUUCUUUCCUGUUCUCAUCCACUAGCCCCACAAAAUCCACCCCCAAAACCUCUCCAAAUUCUUCAUUCCUCUUUCGCAAGUUGCACCCACGAAGAUAGGCUGGUAAAAAUACAGUUUACCGUGAUGAGUACUGCUCUCCCUCGUGAAUGGCUCGGCCUUCAACAGUUCCCCGUUGCUACUCAAACAAAAUUGUUUGAUUUGUUGGGAAAAUUGAAGCAAGAGAAUGUCAAUACUUUGACUAUCCUUGUUAUGGGCAAAGGCGGUGUAGGAAAGUCUUCUACUAUCAAUUCUCUUCUCGGGGAGCAAGUUGUUCGAGUCACUGCGUUCCAGUCUGAGGGGCUGAGACCCGUAAUGGCUUCACGCACGUGGGCUGGGUUUACAUUGAAUGUAAUUGAUACUCCAGGGCUUGUAGAGGCUGGCUAUGUCAACUACCAAGCUCUUCAGUUGAUCAAAGGGUUUCUUUUGAAUAAGUCCAUAGAUGUUUUGCUUUAUGUUGAUCGCCUAGAUGCCUAUAGAGUGGAUGACUUGGAUAAGCAGGUCAUAAGGGCUAUUAGCAACAGUUUUGGCAAAGAAAUAUGGCGCAAAAGUUUCCUUGUGCUCACUCAUGCUCAGCUUUGUCCACCAGAUGGACUGAAUUAUGAUGUUUUUUCUUCUAAAAGAUCCGAGAGUGUCCUAAAGGCCAUUCGCAUUGGAGCUCGUAUUAGGAAAAAGGAGUUUGAUGAUUCUGUCAUUCCUGUUGUUUUGGUUGAAAACAGUGGAAGAUGCAAUAAAAAUGACAAUGACGAAAAGAUUCUUCCCAAUGGCGAAGCUUGGAUUCUGAACUUAGUAAAAGCCAUCACAACUGUUGCAACGAACAAGUGUCAAGUUAUUGUUGUUAGCAAGAAGUUGGUUGAUGGGUCCGACGUUAACGAUAAAGGAAAAUUGUGGAUCCCAGUUAUUCUUGGGCUUCAGUGGGUUUUUAUCAAAUGGAUUCAAGGAGCAAUAAAAAGGGAUAUUGCAACUGGCAAUGGGCCUAAAUGAGAACAACAUAAAUGGGAUCUGCUCGAAUGCAAGUUUCAUCUGGUCUUGUUUAACUUUCUAUGUCAUAUGUGUUUUCCUUUAGUUUUGUUUUUUUUUUGGUAAA
Molecule: messenger RNA, 1417 nt
Organism: Hibiscus syriacus
Lineage: Eukaryota; Viridiplantae; Streptophyta; Magnoliopsida; Malvales; Malvaceae
Product: translocase of chloroplast 33, chloroplastic-like
Exons: 8
Coding region: 16-1314 (432 amino acids)
Biological process (GO): intracellular protein transport
Cellular component (GO): chloroplast outer membrane
Molecular function (GO): protein-transporting ATPase activity; GTP binding
Source: RefSeq, a predicted model, not a curated record